Molecule: messenger RNA, 1569 nt
Organism: Mus pahari (shrew mouse)
Lineage: Eukaryota; Metazoa; Chordata; Mammalia; Rodentia; Muridae
Gene: Btbd16
Product: BTB domain containing 16
Exons: 15
Coding region: 1-1569 (522 amino acids)
Source: RefSeq, a predicted model, not a curated record
AUGAACAUGUCGAAUUCAGUAAGUAGAUUCUUUCACAAGAAGGCUGUUGACGGCAGGUCUGGGGAGCGCAAGACUCGGCUGGAGCGCCAGAUUGUUGGUGCAACCAACCGAUGGCGUUUUCCCCAAGACCAUUUCUGCGGAGACCUGUUGGCACUUUCCCAGAUGUGCAAUGUUUUGAACGUAGACCUUGACGAGGCUCUGAAGAACCCAGACAGAUUAUGUAUUUCAAAAUUCCAGAAGCUUUUCUCUGAAAAUAUCAUGAACAGUGGCACCCAAAGUGGGGAAGCAGACGUGAUCCUUGAAUGCCUCGGCUUCAAGUGGGAACUCCACCACCCUCAGAUUUUUCAGUCUGAGACCUUGGCCAAGCUCUACCUGACAGCCUUGAUACAGAAUACAAAAAGCUCCCAGAAGGAGCUGGACAAACUUCAGAAAGCUCAUCCACCUGCGAGGAUCAAAAAAAGGUCCUCUGUGAAGAAGAUCAUCAUUUCCCUGAGGAUCAAUGACCCGGCAGUCACCAGAGUUGCCUUCGCCCUGGCCCUGAAGAACCUCUACAUGAAGGAGGUGGAGAUGACCGUGGACAACGUGCUUGGCGUGAUGGCUUCUGCUCACAUCCUCCAGUUCAACCGACUAUUUCAAAAGUGUGUCAACAUGAUGUUGAACAGACUCACACCAAGCACCAUCAAGGACUUCUACUUGGCCGGCUGCAAGUACAAGGAAGAGCAGCUCAUCAUUGCCUGUGAGAAGUGGCUGGCAAUGAACCUGGUCCCUCUCUUGGGGACGCAGAUCCACCUCCGACAGAUCCCUGAACCUCUGCUGUACAAGGUGCUGAAGUCGCCCAGGUUGUUCACCUUCAGUGAGUUCCAUCUCCUGAAAACCUUACUCAUGUGGGUUUACCUACAGAUGAACUGCAAGGUUCAGAUGGUCCCAAUCCACGAGACCAUUUUGGCAUUUUUUAACAGCUUUCCCAAGAAGUGCUGCUUCCUAGAACAGGACCCAGGACAGAACUGGAUGCCACUCUUCCUUUGCCUGCGUCUGCACGGCAUCACCAGUGGCAAGGAUCUGGAGGAGUUGAAGCACAUUAAUUUCUUCCCUGAGUCCUGGCUGAUCCGGGUUACAGCCAACCAUUAUCACGCACUGGAGAAUGGGGGCAACAUGGUCCACCUGAAAGAUCUUUCUACACAGGCCAUGAGGUUCGGGCUGCUCUUUAGGCAGGAAUACACCACUUACUCGGAAAGGAUUUCUAUAUAUGGAUACUUCUUUGAGAUAAAAGGAAUCAAACACGACACUAACUCUUACAGUUUUUCUAUGCAGAGAAUAAAACAUACAGACUUGGAGUGCCCCUCACCAGUCUGUGAGCACAGUACCAUCAGCCUGAGGACGGAGCGCCUGGUGAAGUACGAGAUCCAAGCCCAGACACUGGUGGACGGCAGGUGGCAGGAGUUCAGGACAAACCAAAUCAUGCAAAAGUUUGGGUUUCUCAAGCCAGGCUGCAAAAGCCACGCCUUGAAAAUUCAAACCGUGGGCAUCCCGAUCUACGCCAGCUUUGCCUUCAUCUUCCCAGCAUCUUGA